Pantherophis guttatus is the source of this 7214-nucleotide messenger RNA. It is a transcript of the gene SPHKAP, whose product is annotated as SPHK1 interactor, AKAP domain containing. Gene Ontology annotation, cellular component: mitochondrion; cytoplasm. Gene Ontology annotation, molecular function: protein kinase A binding. The record is from RefSeq and is a predicted model, not a curated record. Lineage: Eukaryota; Metazoa; Chordata; Lepidosauria; Squamata; Colubridae.
UUUGCUUGUCUGCCCCCCCCCCCGCCGCGGUCCUUCGUUUUGUGGGGAUUCUCCUUUCUCCCGACCGAAGGGCUCCGUGGACAGGGCUCCAGGCUCCAAGACAGCUGAGCGCUCCUCCCGCGAGAAGCUUGGGGGAGCUAGGAAGCAGCAUUCGGCUAAAAAAGCCUGCCCCCCUCCCCCAACUCAAGGGCUGAAGAGCCUCGCGUGUCCCGUCCCGCCCCGUCCUUUGAAUCAGAGAAGCGGUUUGUCCCGAGCUGCCUGACUACUAGCAAAGAAGGCGGCUUACUUCACGCGGGACAGCCGCGCGAGCUGGGUUGAGUGUCUUGGGUCCAUCGCUGGAGGAAAUAUCUAUGGAGAUUCAGCAACUUUGAAUGUCCCUUGAUGUACGAAAUUUCGCACCACGGUGGCACGGAUAAUAGUGUCAGAAGUUCGGUCAAGGCAUGUAAGAAGGUACUUUGCAGUAACAGUUUGCUAGACUCAACAGAUUAUUGGCUCCAAAAUCAGAAGACACCAUGUCGAAUUGGCAUCAUGGAAGACAAGAUGGACAAGAAUUGCACCUCUGUAUGCUUUGUGAAUCUGGAUGCAGGCAAAGCUGAUUACAACAGUGAAUUCAUGAAACAGAGAUUGGUCAAUAUCUCCCCAAAUCUUCCAAAGUUUAUUGCCUCAAUGAAUGUACAGCCACCAAAAGACAAUGAAAUUAUUUUCCUGAGUGGAUUAACUUCAGAAAAUCUUCAGGCUGAUUUUGAAGUGUCCGAGUGUUCUUGGCUGGCAGAUAUAUGUCUUCUUCAGUGUGCAAGAGGAAACCAAAGGAAGAACACAAGCUGCAUCAUCUUUGAAAUAAACAAGUUUCUGAUUGGCCUGGAGCUCGUGCAGGAAAAGCAGCUGCACAUAGAGGCUACCAGCUUGAAGCUAGAAGAUGAUACUAACUGCUCGGUCUCUUCAAUAGAAGAAGAUUUUCUCACAGCAUCAGAACACUUUGAAGAUGAGGAUGAUGAAUAUAAACAGGGUGAGGAAAAUCUGCAUCUUGCAGCUGAAUUCAAAAAGUACAGAGAAGGAGAUUGUGAAGACUUGCAUUGCAAAAAGGCCCAAGUGCCCUUUUUCCUGAAAGGUAGCUGCAUUAGCCAUGAUAGCACAGCUUCUACUAGAUCUUCAGAGUCAUCUGAAGAAGAAUAUAAUAGUGAAGCUGAAGACAAUGUUUUAGAAACUGUAGAUGAAGCCAAUAAGCAGCUUAACUGGAAAGUUGGAAAGUAUAAUACAACUGGGAAAUGUAAGCCACUCUCCAGCACUGAUGAUAAGAAGGACUUUGGCAAAAGUGAUAACAACAAAUCAGAAAAUGUAUGUUACACCAUAACAACUAAGGAGGAUGUAGUUUUAUUGGAUGAACUAGCUACAGGACAAAGAAGUCAUUUGGACACGUUAAACUGUAGAGUUGAAAGAACACCUCAUCCUCUCAUUCAAAAUGAUCAGGCUCCUACAGGUCAGUUUGCUACAAAUUUGGCAGAGUCUGUCCUGCAAGAUGCAUUCAUUAGAUUGUCUCAGUCAACUUUUACCAAAGAAACUGCUCUCGACAUCUCUGUCAGUAACCCCUUAACUUCAACAGCAUGUGGAACACAGAAUGAAAUGGCUUGCCGGUCAUGGAAUGCACUUCCAAAAAUCGUUAUUGUUCAGAGUCCAGAUGGUUCUGAUAAGUCUGAGUGGCCUGGGUCUAACUUUCCAAGCUUACAUCCUUGGUCUGAAGUUGAACAUUCUUCUGGUGCAGAUUUUUUCCAAGACAAUAGUCCCAGUAAAAGUACUCAGAGUCCUUUGGAGGUAGCUUUGGCUUGUGCAGCUACUGUCAUUGGUACCAUUUCAAGUCCACAUGCUGCAGAAAAGCUUAGAGAACAGGAAUCCCUGAACUCUGUAAUGACUGUUGGUAAUCGUGAAGUGGAGGAAAAAACUUCCCAAAGUACCAACAGUAAUUGUAACUCUGUGAGUUAUUCAUUUCUACCUGACCUUUCAGACAUGGCUCAGAUGGCAAAUGUAGUUGCUGUUCAUGGACUUGGUGAAAAAAAAGAUAUAUAUCCUGUAACUUCAAGUGGACUCUUAUCUGCAGCUGAGACAUCAACAGCUGUUACGCUCCAUUGUAGCAUAGCCAUUGGAAGCACUAUGGAGAAUCUGAACAAUAGCAUUGCACAAGUCUUGUUCAAAGAGGCAUCUCUAGUAUUAACCAGACCUCAUGCAUACAGAACUAUGGGAGAAUUUAUGGAGUCUGUAAAUGGAAAAAUAGUUCAGGCUGCGACAAAGCCCUCUACUGCUCUCCUGGAUGAAAUCAUUGUUGAUGAACUUGCUCAGAAUUUGUCCAAUAUUAUUCUCAGGCAUUCUGUGGAGGAAGUUAGAAAGAAACAACACUCAGAAAAGAACAUAGAUGCAUGUUUAGAAAGCACACAAGAUGUUUUUACUGCAACUGCAAAUCAGCUUCUGUUUAAUGUAUUUUACUUCACUUGCAAGAAAAUGAAUGACAUUACACAGCUUAAUGAAUGCUCAAAUACUUUCAUUCCAGAUACGUUUAACAAACAGGUAAUGGACUGCCAACCAAAAGAGACAAAAAAUGAUGUAUUGCAUCGGUCCUCAAGCUGCUCCAAUAAUAAGCUCACCAGUAAUUUCCAUGACAAGGAUGGUCUAUUAAUGACAAAUUUGGUGAACAAUGUCAAAGAGGAAAUUGUGCCAAAUGCCUUGGAAUCUCUAUCUACAGUCAAUGCUCAGAGUUCACUCUCCAGAAAAACAUCUUCCAAGAAAAGGUAUUUGAAAAGAAUUACAAAAGAAUGCUGCAGGCCCGUAAAUCCGAAUAGCAAUUACAUGAAGGCAGAACUAUCUCCAUUUAGCAGCAGAGAAAACCAGACAUUAGGCAGUGAAGGCAUACAUGGCCUUCAAGAAUUUCUAACUUCCAGUGUCUCCAUAAUAACAGAAAAUCAUGAAGAGCCCACAUGUGAUGCUGCGUGGCACAAUGAAAGACAGCUUAGUGUACCUUUCUUGGGUAAUCAAGGUAUUCUGCCUACCCGACCUCUGGUAUAUUUGAUGCAUCCAGCAGAUAAAUACUGCAUAACAGAUUUUGCAGAAGAAUUGGCAGAAACAGUGGUUUCCAUGGCAACAGAAAUUGCUGCCAUUUGCCUUGAUAAUUCAAAUGGCAAGCAGCCUUGGUUCUGUGCAUGGCAAAGAGGAAGUGAUUAUUUGAUGCCCCAGGCUCUGCCAUGUCGAUCUAUGAAAAGGAAAAAGGAAACCCAAACCAGUGGAUCAACUGUGAGAAAACAUCGGCCACCUAGACUCAGUGAGAUCAAAAGGAAAACCGAUGAACAUCCUGAAUUAAAAGAAUGGCUUAUGAAUAGGGUAGUGGAUGACUCAAUUAACCUUGAUGACACCCUUGAUUUGAGCACUAACUUUGCAAAUGAAGCCGCUGCUAAAAUUAUGAAUUUAGCUGAGUUUUCUGUGGCUGAUAAUGUAUGGCAGAAUCCAAGCCAUCCUCAAAAUAGGCUCCAUUGUGACCGAUGGAAUAGAGUCAAUGCAUCCAGCUGUGAAAGCAUUCCGGAGGAGGACUUGGAUUCUAAAGGGUCUAUAAAUACUUUGGCUCUCAUAAAUACUUUAGGACAGUCAAUAAGCAGGACUAGUUCAGUCUCCAAGCAAUCUAGUUGUGAAAGCAUUACAGAUGAGUUUUCAAGGUUUAUGGUCAACCAGAUGGAAACUGAAGGCCGAGAGUUUGAUUUAUUACUUGACUACUAUGCUGGGAAAAAUGCCAAUAAUAUUAUAACAUCUGCACUGCAGCAAGUCACCAAAAAGAAUGGCCACCUCAAUGUAAAGCCAAGUUGCCCAUCCAAACAGUCAAGCACCGAAAGCAUAACUGAAGAGUUUUAUAGGUACAUGUUAAGGGAAAUUGAAAAAGAACAUAAAGAAAAAGUAUAUUCUGCUAAGAAUGCAAAGGAAUGGAGCAGCAGCUUAUUACUUCCCUCUCAACGAUCAUCUUUUUGUUUCAGGCAAUCUUCAGUCCCUGACAACAGAUCCUCAACAUCUAGGCUAACAGUAAAUAUGCCCAUUAAGGCAAAUUCAUUAGAUGGCUUUUCUCGUAGUGGCCACGGAGAUUCCUUAACUGUCUAUCCAGUCAACACAGCGUCUUCUUCAGGACUCUGUAAAUCAGAUUCUUACCUGUACCAAAGAUGUAGGACUGAUCAGGUAACUGACAUGCUCAUUCAUGAGACCUGGGCAAACUCCAUUAAAGCUCUGAUGUGCAAGAACAAAAUAAUUCUAGAUAGCGGGGAGGUUGCCCAGCCUGAACAGCAUCCACCACAUGUUCAGCAAUAUGCACACAGGCUCGCUGCAAAUAUUGUUGAAAGUGGGAAAACUUUAAUUGCCGUCCACCAAGAUUCCACAAAGAAAGAUCAUGUCACAGAAAGCAUCCAUAGCCCAUCAGGGAUGCAAAACAACUCUAAACCAUUUGGAGACAGAAGAUACUUAGAUGAGAAAGAACAGCAGGCCUCAUUCCCUGGAUUGUUUUCUAUAAAACCCACGAGCUCAUCUUCUUGCCUCAGGGAAGUGCCUUUAAUCCAGAUCGAAACAGAUCAAAGACAACACCUUGAUAAUGCCUCAGAGCCUUUAAAUGGAAUUAAUGUUACCUCUAGCAAAGCAAAAGAAGAUCUACUCAAAGGGAAACCCAUAGAUGCUGAUUCAGGACAACAGCUAAUUUCCUCAAACAGCCAUGGUUUGACAGUGUGUAGCUGCCCUGAAUCUGAAGCCUCUGUGGACAAUACAGCAGUGGAAGAGUUUCCAGUCCCUCUUAGCAGCAGUGAAGAAAGUACAUGUAGCAGCUGGUGCCAGCUGGCAAACAAUCCUGAUGAUACAAGCAGCUAUUUGCAACUCAGCGAGAGAUCUAUGAGCAAUGGCAACAGCAGUACCUCUAGCAGUCUUGGCAUUAUGGAUCUGGAAAUUUAUCAGGAAAACAUACCAUCUUCUCAUGCAUUUAAUGAUUUAACAGAAGGAGGAGUUUUCUGUGAGAAACUACCAGAAAAGAUAGAAGCAGGCACGUCUGGGUUGACUGUUGAAACUACUAAUGAGCAGAAAGAUCUCUUGGUGAUAAACGUGGAUCUGGAACCAGAAUAUCCUGAUGCAGAAUUGCGUGCUACACUUCAAUGGAUUGCUGCAUCGGAGUUUGGCAUACCCAUGAUCUAUUUUAAGAAAUCUCAGGAACACAGAAUUGAAAAGUUUUUAGAUGUUGUGCAGUUUGUGCACCAGAAGUGCUGGAAAGUGGGUGAUAUCUUUCAUGCUGUGGUACAAUUUUGCAAGCUCCAUGAAGAAAGUAAAGGGCCAACUCUGAGCCUCUUUGACUGGCUUCUUGAGCUAGGAUAAAAACCUUAUGAAAGAUAUUGUUUGCAUUUUUAUUCCAUUUUUAGCGGCAGUGAUCUGUGAGUGGCCGUUUUAUUCAAAAUCUCAACAUAGAGCUGAAAAGUAUCCAUUCUGCUGCUACGUCAUGACCGUUCCAAAGCAGUGCAAAGAAGGGAAGUGAGGAGGGAGGACAGGGCAGAAAGAGAGAAGUGAAGAGCCAAUGUAAAAUAUUACUGCAUGAAGGACUUCGUAAUUUUGAAUGCAUUGCUCUUGAAAAGAAAAGGAUAUGCAGUUAAAUGACUGUGGGUUUUUUUUUUAACAAAAUCUAAAUGAAAAAAACAUUUUCCAUAAUCUGCCAGCUACGUAUUAACUGCUAACUGGAAUCCCAGUAACAAAAUUCAGUUUUUUUAUUUAAAAAACUUUGUAUUUAUAAAGGCACUUCAAAUGCCUAAUGAUUAUACAGUGACAAAUGAAUUCAUAUCAGAUGUUCUUAAAUGAAUUCUAUAUUGUUCUGCUUUCAAUCUAUUCCCAAAGAUUCCCAAGGAGCAAAUUAAGGUCUAUGCUGACACUGCAUUGAAAAGCCUAAAAGUCAUUCCACAAGUGUGUCCAUUCUGCUGAAAGAAUUAAGCCCAACAGCUUUUUAAAUGAGUUAUUAAAACUCAUGUUCAAUGAGUAUAAUGCUGGUCUGUCCUUUAGUAGAAUCGAGUGUCACUGGGAAUUCUAGACAACUGCCUGAAUGGCCAUUGUCAAAAUAUUAGCGUUUCCCAGUUUUAACAAUGACUCAUAUGCUUUAUAAAAUUAUUUCCAAUCUCUGAAUAAAUAAUAGAAACAUGUACUCUGAGUAAGUUUGCAGUGGGUUCAGUCAGGAAUUAAAUAGUCAUUUAACUCCAAAAGUAAAAUAAGCUCAAUUAGGCCAACCUGGAAAAUAAUGGCUUUCCAUUAUGCCUUAAUAAGAAGAUUGUACUGAUGAAAUAUUUAAUACUAUUAUCAACAAUUUAUUUCUAAACAUCUUUAAACUAAUGUAUCCUUUCAUUGUAAAUAUUUGAAGUAUAGAACAUAAAGAUUUUUCUUACAGAAAAAUGUACUUGUCAAAAGCUAGUACCUUGCUACUCAGAAAAAUAGUUCUCAUCCUACUCAAACAUUCUUUGUAACAGCUAAAGAAUCUGAUUUUAAUAUAUACAGUAAUCAAGGAAGUAAAUUAGGUUGCAGUAAAAAUAAUCUUCAGCUUACUACCUGGUAAAUAGCUCCAGUACAACUUGCCAAUAUCCAUUGCUAGUAGUUUUCAUUGUGGCCCUACUAUGAUAUUGAAUAUUUAUUUCACAAAAAGGGGUGCUUUUUACUACAGGAUUAUGAUUUUAGAAUGUAUCCAAAAAUAACAUUAUUUUGCACUAUUUUAGAAGCAAUUUUUAAUUCAAUAUAGAGAGCCAUAAUUACCACCAUUUCCCAAUCAUGACUGCCCUUUCUUAUAUGUACAGCAAAGAUAUUGCGAGCAUUUCUAUCAAUUUAAGUAGCUUUAGGAAAAUAAUCAUUCUACAGUGCAUGUAGAAAAGUAAAGAAUACCAUUGUUUAUAGAAGAAUUUUGGAUUAGCACCUUGGUCUGCUUUGGAAAAGUGCCAUUUCCUAAAAAGUUUAUCAGUAAGUGUUUGCACUCAGAAAUCAAUAAAAUAAUACAUCAUUAGAGAUUGCUAUAUUGUUGAAAUAUAUUUAUUUUUGACCAAAUUAGUUGUGAAUUACACAGAUUUUGCAGUGGUAGAAUAAAUGUUUACAAGCACAAAUAAUAUAACAAUGUAACAAUGUGAUGACAUUUCUCUGUGUAUAUUACGUUUUAGUACUGAAGCCUGACUUGAAAUAAAUUUGUGUUAACAAUC